Messenger RNA from Musca domestica (house fly), 1373 nucleotides. RefSeq names its product protein HGH1 homolog. The record is from RefSeq and is a predicted model, not a curated record. The coding region runs from base 118 to 1212 and encodes 364 amino acids. NCBI's taxonomy places the organism in Eukaryota, Metazoa, Arthropoda, Insecta, Diptera, Muscidae. The transcript is spliced from 5 exons.
UAAAGAACGGGUAUCUAAAUCAUAUUCACGUGUACGACCAAAACAUAAAUACACAUUCAACCUUGUUUUUCAAAUAAUUACCCAGAUUUUUGCAUAUAUUUAAAUUGAAAUACUUCAAUGGAAAGUUUGGCAGAAUUUACCGAGUUUUUACGCCCAAGUCAGCGGCUGGAUUUAAAGUCGGUUGCCCUAACACAUAUCCUAGGCCUCACGGGUUCAUCAGAAGGAAAAGCUGCUAUACUAUCCCAUGAUAACAUCAUAGUUGCCUUAUUUAACUUGACUACCGAUGUCCACCAUGUUGUUGCAAAAGAUGCGGUCCUGUGCCUCAUAAAUAUAACAGCAGAAGAAGACGGAGCCCUCAAAGUCUAUGAAUUGGCAAAGAAUUCAGAUCCCCCAUUCCAUAUUGUUUGUAAAGCCAUUGAAAUCAUAACAGACGAAAAUGCCGAGUUGGCAGAUGCUUGGACCAUGGUGCUGAGCAACAUAUCAAGGGUGGAGUCAAUAGCACAUGACAUCCUAAAUGAAUUGAAUCCCAAAGACAUCCUCAAAAUGGUUAAAGCUUUCACCAAACUGGAUUACAAUAAGAAGAAAAACAAGCUAGACUAUCUUGGCCCAAUAUUUUGCAAUUUAACCCAAACAGGGAGAGGAAGAGAAAUCAUUUGUCUUGACAAAUACAAUCUCAUAGACAAAAUACUUCCAUUUGCUUCCUUUCAAGAUUCACUAAUACGAAGAGGUGGAACUAUUGGUAUCUUGAAAAAUAUUUGCUUUGACCCUGUCUACCAUGACAUAAUACUACGUGAUCCUGACGAUAUUCUCUGCGCAUUGCUCUAUCCUCUAUGUGGCCCAGAAGAAUUUUCUGAUGAAGAAAAUGACAUGUUACCCAUAGACCUACAAUUCCUUCCAGAAACCAAAACCCGAGAGGAAGACCCCGACCUAAGAAAAAUGCUUUUGGAAUCCUUGCUGCAAUUGUGCUCGCGUAGAAAAUCUAGAGAACAUUUACGAUCAAAAGGAGUAUAUGAGAUCCUGAGGGAGUAUCACAAAUGGGAAGCAAAAAUUGCCAAGAAUAAGGAAUGUUUACUCGCUUGUGAAAAUGUUGUCGAUAUAUUAAUUAAGAAAGAAGACGAAAUUGGAUUAGACAACUACAAACAAGUGGAUGUACCCCAAGACGUAGCCGAAAAGUUUCUCAAAGAAGAUGAAGAAUAUUUGAAGGACUUGUGAUAUAGUAGUCUUUAUUAACAAAUUAAUAUUUACAUCAACACAUAUUUCUUAUUUGUAUAUAACACUACUUUACAUCGUUUUUAUUAUAUCUCUGUUGUAACAAAUAUACGAAUACCAUUAAUAAUUUGACCCGACAUAAAACAAACAUUCUUCCACUUUGA